This is a messenger RNA of Nannizzia gypsea CBS 118893, 402 nucleotides long. RefSeq lists its product as hypothetical. Bases 1 to 402 code for a protein of 133 amino acids. The transcript is spliced from 4 exons. The record is from RefSeq and is a predicted model, not a curated record. NCBI's taxonomy places the organism in Eukaryota, Fungi, Ascomycota, Eurotiomycetes, Onygenales, Arthrodermataceae.
AUGUUCUUCUCUCGCUUCAUUGCCCUUGCUAUGGCUACGAGCAUUGCUCUCGUCAGCGCCGGUCCAACGCCAACCACAGAUACCUGCAAUGUCAAUGCUGCAAUCUAUAGUUUGACUGGGUUCAAUGGCCGUCGCAAGGAGCUCCCGAUUGAUUCCGAGUGCAACCCUCUGGCUGAUCCAUUCGUUACAUCCGUUGGAUCCGUGAAGCUGCCCCGCGGUGCCCUGUGCCAAUUCUAUUCCGACGCAAACUGCGAAACCAGCACUUCCAUCGUCUCUUCCCGUAGCAUCCCAGAUGCCUUUAAACACGAUGGCCGUCAAACCAAGAGCAUCAAAUGCCUCUACAUUCCUGACGAAUCUGAGAAGCCUGCUGAGAAGGAGGAGAGCGAGAGCGAGAGCGGAUAG